ACUGCGUAGUUUCACAACUUGCACUGAGCAGAAAUUUCGAUUCGCUCCUGUCAUUUGUGUUUACUAAAAAUCAGCUGGCUUAAUGGCUUUCGUUGGAAUAUUUCCUAAUCGAAUACUUUAAACGUGGCGUGUCAUUUAUCAGUGCAUUGAUUUUUCUAACAAGUCAGUUGUGAUAGUGAUUCGAAAUCUUGAGAAUUGUAGUAAAACGGCAAAAAUGUCGGAUAUAAAGAGCCUGGAACAUCCAACGCUAAAGGUUCCAUAUGAACUACUGAAUAAAAAAUUUCGAUCGGCACAAAAAACUCUCGAUCGGGAAGUGUCUCAUGUGCAGUCGGCAGCAAACGAGCUAGAAAAGGGUCUAACCGAGAAUGCAGCCGGGGUGCCAACCGGGGAAAUUACUCGUCUCCUGGGGGGCGUUGUGGCGAGACUUCAGGUUCUAAAACGUAAAGCUGAAGAGUCGAUAGCCGAAGAAUUGCAGGCCGGAAUGGUUUGCAAAAGGCGAUUGGAUCACUUGAAAGAACACGCUAAUACAUCUCCGAGUGCUGUUAACCAAUGGCGAAGGCAGAGGUUGGAUCGAAUGCUGGUCGAGUAUUUCCUUCGAAAAGGAUAUUACAAGACAGCUAUGCAAUUGGCUGAUGCGAGUGAUCUCAGAGAUCUCACCAAUAUAGAUGUGUUCAUGGUCUCAAAGGAAGUGGAAAACUCCCUCGCAAAUCAUGAAACAGCACGAUGUCUGGGUUGGUGUCACGACAACCGCUCCAAGCUGCGAAAAUUGGGGAGCACCAUGGAAUUUAAUUUGCGGGUUCAAGAAUUCAUAGAAUUAGUUCGUGCGGACCGUAGACUCGAUGCCGUUAAACACGCCAGAAAGUGUUUUUCAAACUACGACGACUAUCAGCUUCAGGAAAUCCAAUGUUGCAUGGGACAGUUGGCCUUUCCAGCGAAUCCUUACAACAGUCCCUACAAAGAUCUUUUGGAUGAGAAGCGGUGGGACAGACUCAUUGAACAAUUUCGACAUGAGAACUACAGGCUCUUUCAGCUUGCUAGUCAGAGUGUCUUUACAGUAGCACUUCAGGCCGGAUUGUCCGCUCUGAAAACUCCACAGUGUUAUGGAGGCAAUAAAGAGGGACGUAAUCCUAGUUGUCCAGUUUGCAAUGAGGCGCUUAAUGAACUCGCUAAUCCUCUACCUUUUGCUCAUUGUUCGCAAUCUAGACUCGUGUGCAGCAUAAGUGGAACACCUCUUAACGAGCAUAAUCAGCCGAUGAUGAUGCCGAACGGCUAUGUUUAUGGGGAACAAGCCCUGGAAAAAAUGGCUCAAGAGAACAACGGAACUGUAAUUUGUCCAAAGACGAAAGAAGCAUUUCCCUACAAAAAAAUCGAAAAAGUUUACGUUAUGUAAGGUAGUUACCUCGGACCACAAAAUGUAUUAUAAUGUUACUCUUAUCUAUAAUGUUUCUCUUAUCUAUAAUGUCCUUUAAUUUAAUAGUAUGUUUAAUCAACCCGUAAAUAAAAUAUAUUUUCAAUCAAA
Belonocnema kinseyi is the source of this 1519-nucleotide messenger RNA. It is a transcript of the gene Kaz, whose product is annotated as E3 ubiquitin-protein transferase MAEA. Bases 215 to 1390 code for a protein of 391 amino acids. The transcript has 5 exons. Gene Ontology annotation, molecular function: protein binding; ubiquitin protein ligase activity. Gene Ontology annotation, biological process: proteasome-mediated ubiquitin-dependent protein catabolic process. The record is from RefSeq and is a predicted model, not a curated record. Lineage: Eukaryota; Metazoa; Arthropoda; Insecta; Hymenoptera; Cynipidae. Gene Ontology annotation, cellular component: cytoplasm; nucleus; GID complex.